AUGGUACUGAGUAGAAAUAACCAGUUGGCUGUGGUGUUUGGAAAGGGUUUCAGGGACGAGUCGAAUAAAUGCUUGGAUGAUGUCUUGGCUCUCCGAAGAAUGCUUUUCUUAAAACCGAUGAAAGUGAGUCUGUUGAUGACAGAGCUGCAGGCUAUUCGGAGCCGAUUAAGAGCGAGGGCGAGAACUGGAGGGCCAUUCUCCAUAGCUGGAUGA
Molecule: messenger RNA, 213 nt
Organism: Sclerotinia sclerotiorum 1980 UF-70
Lineage: Eukaryota; Fungi; Ascomycota; Leotiomycetes; Helotiales; Sclerotiniaceae
Exons: 3
Coding region: 1-213 (70 amino acids)
Source: RefSeq, a predicted model, not a curated record